Heterocephalus glaber (naked mole-rat) is the source of this 3845-nucleotide messenger RNA. Lineage: Eukaryota; Metazoa; Chordata; Mammalia; Rodentia; Bathyergidae. The record is from RefSeq and is a predicted model, not a curated record.
GCGCGCCUGAGCUGAGGCCUCGCAUCAGCCAGUGCGUUCUUUCCCGAUUUGGGGGAGUCUCCGCCACCUGAAAUCGCCGCCUAAGAGGAAAUCACAAGUGCCUGAUGCUUUUCUUCGCUCAGUUGGAGAAACUCAUCCCAAGGAGAACGUGCACCACGAUCGUGAUGUAGAAUUGUGUUCAGUAGUAACAGCUGUAGUGCUCUUCAGGGUCGAAGGACGUUUACAUCUGGAAUUUUAUUGGUGCUGGGAAAGACCCUUGAGAGAUCCUGUAGGCGACACAGCUGCUGGGAAAUAGGUGGCCUGAGGCCACCUGGGGCAGUUGAGGAAAACGUUUAUAAAAUGCUAGAAGGCGCGGUGGAGUGACCGGGGUGAUUUAGGGAAUAAAGUGAAAGGCGUUUGAUGAUAGAAUUGGAGACUGACUUUGGACUGACCUUUGGUCUCUCACUGUUUAAGAAUUUCAGGAAAGACUUAGCAGGAGAACGCUUUUUUUUCUUCUUCUUCUUCUUUUUCUUGCCGUAUGGGGAUGGAACUCAUGACCUUGCACUUGCGAGAUUUCAGAAGAAAUUGGAAGCUUCCUUUCCCAAAACAAUUCUGAGCCAAGGAACAGAUAACCGCUACCUGGUCUUAGCCGUUGACAUUGUGCAGAACAAAGGAAGCUACGAAAAACACCUAAUCAUCACUGCAUCUUGGUCACUAGAAUGUAAAGAACAGUGCAUCCUUAGGAAUGACUGGUGUUCUGUACCAGUACAGCCAGGGGACAUCAUUCAUUUGGAAGGAGACUGCUCAUUUGAUACUUGGAUAAUAGAUAAAGAUUUUGGAUUUUUGAUCCUAUAUCCAGACAUGCUGAUUUCUGGUACAAGCAUAGCCAGUAGCAUUCGAUGUAUGAGAAGAGCUGUCCUGAGCGAAACUUUUCGGAGCUCCGAUCAAGCCACACGCCAGAUGCUGAUGGGUACAGUUCUCCAUGAAGUAUUUCAGAAAGCAAUAAGUGAUAGCUUUGCACCAGAAAAGUUAAAAGAACUUGCUUUUCAAACUGUUCAAGAAAUAAGACAUUUGAAGGAAAUGUACCGCUUAAAUUUGAGUCAAGAUGAAAUAAAACAAGAAGCAGAGGAGUAUCUCCCUUCCUUUUCCAAGUGGGCUGGAGAUUUCAUGCGUAAGAGUGCUUCGGCUGACUUCCCUCAGAUGCAGCUUUCCCUGCCAAGUGAUGGUAGUAAUAAUAAUUCAACAUGUAGCAUUGAAGUCGUAAGCUCACUGGAUAUCGAAGAAAGCAUUUGGUCCCCUAGGUUUGGCAUGAAGGGCAAAAUAGAUGUUACAGUUGGUGUGAAAAUACAUCGAGGUUGUAAAGCAAAGUAUAAAAUCAUGCCACUGGAACUUAAAACUGGCAAAGAAUCCAAUUCCAUUGAACACCGUGGUCAGGUGGUUCUGUACACACUGCUGAGCCAGGAGAGGAGAGCAGAUCCCGAGGCUGGCUUGCUUCUUUACCUCAAGACUGGGCAGAUGUACCCUGUGGCUGCCAAGCAUCUGGAUAAAAGAGAAUUAUUAAAGCUAAGGAACCAGAUGGCAUUCUCUUUGCUGCACCGUACUAGCAAAUCUGCUACUGGAAAGGAGAAGACACAGCUUGCUUCUUUGCCUCAAAUAAUUGAGGAGGAGAAAAUCUGUAAAUAUUGUUCACAAAUGAACAACUGUGCUCUUUAUAGCAGAGCAGUUGAACAACAGAUGGAGGAUGUUUCGGUCCCAGUGGUUAUGUUGCCCAGAAUAAAAGAAGCUACCAAGCAUCUGAAGCUGACACACUUACAGUAUUUCAGCGUUUGGUGUCUCAUGUUAACCCUGGAGUCACAAUCAAAAGACAGCAGAAGGAAUCACCAGAAUAUCUGGCUCAUGUCUGCUUCUGAAAUGGAGGAGAGUGGUAGCUGCAUCGGAUAUCUGAUCAGAACAGAAUGUGUACAGAGAGUUUGUGAUGGACAAUACAUACAUAACUUCCAACGUAAACAUGGUGCCAUGCCUGUCACAAAUCUAAUGGCAGGGGACAGAAUUAUUUUAAGUGGAGAAGAUAGAACAUUGUUUGCUUUGUCCAGAGGAUAUGUGAAAGAGAUUAACAUGACAACAAUAACCUGUUUAUUAGACAGGAAUUUGUCAGUACUUCCAGAAUCAACUUUGUUCAGAUUAGACCAGGAAGAAAAAAAUUGUGAUAUAGACACCCCAUUAGGAAAUCUCUCUAAAUUGAUGGAAAACACUCAAGCCAGCAAAAAACUUCGAGAUUUAAUCAUUGACUUUCGAGAGCCUCAGUUUAUACCCUACCUCAGUUCUGUUCUUCCACAUGAUGCAAAGGAUACAGUUGCCAGCAUUCUAAAGGGUUUGAAUAAGCCUCAGAGACAAGCAAUGAAAAAGGUUCUUCUUUCAAAAGACUACACUCUCAUCGUGGGUAUGCCCGGGACAGGAAAAACCACCACCAUUUGUACCCUUGUGAGAAUCCUCUAUGCCUGUGGUUUCAGUGUUUUGUUGACCAGCUAUACACAUUCUGCUGUUGAUAAUAUUCUUUUGAAAUUAGCCAAGUUUAAAAUUGGAUUUUUGCGUUUGGGUCAGACUCAGAAGGUUCAUCCAGAUAUCCAAAAAUUUACAGAGGAGGAAAUCUGCAGAUCAAAAUCCAUUAAAUCCUUAGCUGUUCUAGAAGAACUGUACAAUAGUCAACUUAUAGUUGCAACAACAUGUAUGGGAAUAAACCAUCCAAUAUUUUCCCGUAAAACUUUUGAUUUUUGUAUUGUGGAUGAAGCCUCUCAAAUCAGCCAACCAGUUUGCCUGGGGCCGCUUUUUUUUUCUCAGAGGUUUGUGUUGGUUGGAGAUCAUCAGCAGCUUCCUCCCCUGGUGCUAAACCGUGAAGCAAGAGCUCUUGGGAUGAGUGAAAGCUUGUUCAAAAGGCUGGAGCAGAAUAAGAGUGCUGUAGUACAAUUAACUGUGCAGUAUAGAAUGAACAGCAAAAUCAUGUCCUUAAGUAAUGAGCUGACCUAUGAAGGAAAGCUGGAGUGUGGGUCAGACAGAGUGGCUAGUGGAGUCAUAAGCCUACCCAACUUUAAAGAUGUGAAGCUGGAACUGGAAUUGUAUGCUGAUUAUUCUGACAGUCUCUGGCUGAAUGGAGUAUUUGAGCCGAACAAUCCUGUUUGCUUUCUUAAUACAGAUAAGGUUCCAGCACCAGAACAAGUUGAAAAAGGUGGUGUGAGCAAUAUAAUCGAAGCCAAACUCAUAGUUUUCUUGACUUCAACUUUUGUUAAGGCUGGAUGUAAUCCCUCUGAUAUUGGUAUCAUUGCACCAUACAGGCAGCAAUUAAAGAUCAUCAGUGAUUUAUUGACACGUUCCUCUUUUGGGAUGGUCGAAGUUAAUACAGUAGACAAAUACCAAGGAAGAGAUAAAAGAAUAAUCCUAGUAUCUUUUGUUAGAAGUAAUAAGAAUGGAACUCUUGGUGAACUCUUGAAAGAUUGGCGACGUCUUAAUGUUGCUAUAACCAGAGCCAAACAUAAACUGAUUCUCCUGGGGUGUGUGCCCUCACUAAAGCGAUAUCCUCCUUUGGAGAAGCUGUUUUGUCACCUAAACUCAGAAAAAUUAAUCACUGAUCUUCCAUCAAGAGAGCACGAAAGUCUCUGUCACAUACUGGGAGAUUUUCAAAGAUGAAGCACUUUUUCUUGCCUAUUCGUAUUAGGGCAAUGUCUCCUUGCUGUUGCCUUGUAUUCCUAAUUUUGGUUUGCUCAAAAACAGAGCCUGGUUAAACUGUGAAGAUAACUUUUAUUCAAAGGGUGCACUGCAAAGUUCCAGUUCUUUCCUUGCUUCUUUUCCCUCCCCUCCCCUCCCCUCCCCUC